This is a messenger RNA of Thelazia callipaeda (thelaziosis nematode), 441 nucleotides long. Lineage: Eukaryota; Metazoa; Nematoda; Chromadorea; Rhabditida; Thelaziidae. The record is from the annotation of a GenBank genome assembly.
AUGGGCAGCUUUUCACUACAAUCUGCUGACAGCAUUUUCUGCUCACCAAUGUAUUCCGCUGUGAUUUUUAUUUUUGUCGCGUCAACUAAUGCAAUACCUUUGAACUAUAAGGAUGCUAACGAAAUCCAUGCGUGGAAAUGGAAUUCUACUCGGACUGGCAGAAUACUAGCUGAUGAGUUGCCAUUAUCACCUUUAGAUUCGAUUGCAAGAGCGAAUAAAGUUAGUUCGAUCGCAUUCGAAACUUUCGGUGAAUUAAAUCAAUUUUGGGGCAAUGCAAUUCGAUUUUUACAGUACUUGGCACAGAUCUUUGAGCCUAUAUUGACUGCUCUAAUAGAAACAAUUUUCCCUGACUCAAUUCAUGAUCUGAAUCAGAAAGUGAUAACUCAUCCUUCCACCGCCAAGCCACAGCCUUCAGCUACGGCAUCGUUUGCAGCUUUUUAA